Messenger RNA from Stylophora pistillata, 1863 nucleotides. RefSeq lists its product as uncharacterized. NCBI's taxonomy places the organism in Eukaryota, Metazoa, Cnidaria, Anthozoa, Scleractinia, Pocilloporidae. The record is from RefSeq and is a predicted model, not a curated record.
UGGACUCGGCGAUUUUUUCAAGAAAAAAUGUUUCAUAAUCAGCAUUUUAACAUGAUCAGAGGCGUAGUUCUGUUUGUGAGCAUCAUCCUGGCUCUUAGGAUGGGUAGAAGUGCUGACAGAAAGCAUUCUGGGAAAUACAACUUGGGAAAGAAGUCGCCUAUUUUUAACGAUGGAGCGCGGCAAAACGUGAUAAAAAAGCAAUCAACUCCAAACUAUCUGACAGGGUCAGAUGGCGUACCUGCUGGAAUGACCAACGUGAAGCAACCUGGAGGUUCCUUAACUGCUGCGGUUGGAGAUGGGAAAAAGGAUGACACAUCUGUCAUAAAGGCCAUCAUUAAACACGUAGAAGGUUCCACAAACAACAAGGUUUUCUUUCCUCGUGGUGAGUAUCUGGUCAGUGGUGAUAUUGCUAUAAGUGGCUCAGUGGAACUGCAUGGAACCCAGAGCGGUGUUGCUGUUAUCAAGGCGUCGACUCCAUAUGCCAUACGAAUACACAAUGCUUCACCAGUAAGGAGUAUUUUGUUGAUAUAUCUGUAUUUUGACGGAAUUCGUGUAGUAUUUGAGGGUGACAACCAAGGGCCAUCAUCUACAAGUAAUAUUACAAUAGAGAGCUGUGUAUUCUUUUCAUCGGCAAGUGCAUCUCAAAGCAACGGACGGAAGCGACAAUUCGAAAUGAUAGAGCUUGAAAACAGUGGUGUUUACAAAAACGUCUUUUUACGUGAUUCAGGUGCAUAUGGAGUUGCUUCUAGCUUUAGAAGUACUGUGAACGUUUCGGUAAUUGGCAACGUAUGUGGCCUCGAGUUAAGUAAAUUAGACUGGUUGUCUUCCAAAGUUGAGCCAGUAUCCCAUUGGCGAGACCAAAAAGAGAAAUUAGAGUUCCUUAGGACUCGUUACAAUCUUAAAUCUGACCAAGGCUACUUUAACAGUUGUCUUUAUGACCAGUGCGACAAGAGAAUGAAAAUAGAGGAAAAUAUAUUCAACGGAAGUCCCAAUACCGCCCGACACAGAGACCACGCCAUGUAUCUUAAAGGCUUUGAUAGCAUGAACGUGACAGGUAACUACGUCAGAGGUUGGCCUGCGGAUGCAUCAGGUGGGAUCAAAGCGCGAAAUGGGAAAAACCUUUGGCUUGCUCGUAAUUACGUCGAUGACACAGGAAUUCUGUUGUAUUCGCAUGAAAAUAAAAAAAACAAGACCUGUCUUCACAAUGGUCUCAAGAAUGUAGUAAUCUACGGAAAUCACUUCGUACAGCGAACAAGACCAGGCAGACGAGACAGCAGUUUAAGCUACUAUGAGCCCCACUUUGUUGGAGAUGAUGAGAAUAUCAAGUACUCUGCAAACGUAUUUCAAAUCCUUGGUUCUAGUUGCCCUACUCAGUUCACAUGCAUUUGGCUGACCAAUGGCAAUGCGUCUCAACAUCACGUGUACAGAGACAACGUGUAUUAUGGGACUCCGACGCCCGUGAAGCUUCAAGUACGCAGAGGCACUCCAUCAUACGAGGAAAAUGAUAUCGACCAGGAAAUAAAAAAUCUGUAUAACUAUUCAGCAUACAAACUGGACAUUCCACCUUACUAAACUAUGUACUUGCAUGCAAUAUCGGAAAAGCUGUAAAAAUUAACCCAUCACUAUACGCAUUGCCUACGGCGCAAGAGACUUUUUUACUGCCUGCAGGUAUAAAUUACAAAGUCGUCGUCGUUGCCAUAACUUUGUCUCAUUUAUCAUUUGAUGGCGUGUUAUUUAUAUAAGUUUUUUUGCGCGAAAAAUGGCUUCGCAGAAAAUUGAUCCCGUAGGGCUUGGUAUGGUACAUUAAGGAUCAACUGCCAACACUACCUACAAAUAAAAAUUCUCACAUGUCACUGAUAUCUC